Saccharomyces eubayanus is the source of this 1047-nucleotide messenger RNA. It is a transcript of the gene PDR16, whose product is annotated as phosphatidylinositol transporter. Bases 1 to 1047 code for a protein of 348 amino acids. The transcript has a single exon. The record is from RefSeq and is a predicted model, not a curated record. Lineage: Eukaryota; Fungi; Ascomycota; Saccharomycetes; Saccharomycetales; Saccharomycetaceae. Gene Ontology annotation, molecular function: phosphatidylinositol transfer activity.
AUGUUUAAGAGAUUUUCCAAGAAGAAAGAGGUUCCUGAAGAGCCAAAAAAUUUAAUUGAGAUUGACAAGCCAAUUAAGGACUUGCCUGCCUCGGUAUCUAUUCCAGAGGAAAAACCACUCACCGAUGAACAAAAAAAAAUGUACAAGGACGUUCUGAAAUACUUCAGUGAUCCUGACUUGAAAAUCUACACAAGUGAAAAAAAUAGAUCAGAAGAAGAAGUCAAGCCCUUAGAGGAGGAGGAAAAAGCUUGGUUGACAAGAGAAUGUUUCCUGCGUUACUUAAGAGCCACCAAAUGGGUCUUAAAGGACUGUAUCGAUAGAAUCACUACGACUUUGGCAUGGAGAAGAGAAUUUGGCAUCAGCCACCUCGGAGAGGAACACGGUGACACACUGACCGCUGACUCCGUGGCCGUAGAGAACGAAUCCGGUAAGCAAGUCAUUCUGGGUUACGAAAACGAUGCUAGGCCCAUCCUGUAUUUAAAACCGGGCAGACAAAACACAAAGACCUCUCACAGACAAGUGCAGCACUUAGUCUUUAUGUUGGAAAGAGUCAUCGAUUUCAUGCCAGCUGGCCAGGAUUCUCUAGCUUUGCUAAUAGAUUUCAAGGAGUAUCCUGAUGUGCCUAAAGUACCCGGUAAUAGUAAGAUUCCACCUAUCGGUGUAGGUAAAGAAGUUCUGCAUAUUUUACAAACUCACUAUCCAGAAAGGCUCGGGAAGGCGCUUUUGACAAAUAUCYCUUGGUUGGCAUGGACAUUCUUAAAAUUGAUUCAUCCAUUUAUCGACCCAUUGACCCGUGAAAAACUGGUUUUCGAUGAACCAUUUGUCAAAUACGUCCCUAAGGACGAACUGGAUUCAUUAUAUGGUGGGGAACUGAAGUUCAGGUAUAAGCAUGAUGUAUAUUGGCCAUCUUUGGUGGAUGCUGCCCGCGAAAAGAGAGAUCAUUAUUUCAAGAGGUUCCAAAGCCUCGGCGGUAUUGUAGGUUUAAGCGAAGUCGAUUUAAGAGGUACUCACGAUAAACUCAUUUACCCAGUAAACUCAGAAAAAUAA